This is a messenger RNA of Phytophthora infestans T30-4, 1288 nucleotides long. RefSeq lists its product as uncharacterized. Gene Ontology annotation, molecular function: protein binding. Bases 1 to 1236 code for a protein of 411 amino acids. Gene Ontology annotation, biological process: endoplasmic reticulum unfolded protein response. NCBI's taxonomy places the organism in Eukaryota, Oomycota, Peronosporomycetes, Peronosporales, Peronosporaceae. The transcript is spliced from 6 exons. The record is from RefSeq and is a predicted model, not a curated record. Gene Ontology annotation, cellular component: endoplasmic reticulum.
AUGGACUCGCUUGCGUGGGUAUUGGCGCUACUGCUGGUGCUGGCGGGCGCCGGGUACAUGUACAUGCAGCGACAAGAAGAGGCCAAGAAGCAGGAGCAAAAGCUUCAGAAGGAGAAGGAAGAGCUGGCACGCCAGAAGUUCCACGCACUCAAUAACAAGAAGCCGAAAAGCAAGACCAAGAAAAAGAUCGACGUGACGGCGGAGCUUAAGAAGAAGAAAUCCCAAGCAGUUGCACAGGACGCAGGAGAAGAACACUCGAGCAUCUUGCAUGUGCUUAGGGGCCACAAAUACGGCAUCACGGCCGCCGCCUACAGCCCCAACGGCCGCUUUCUGGCCACCGCCAGCUCGGACCGCUCCAUCCGCCUCUAUUUCCGCGACACACUCAAGGACAAGAACCCCAAGCUGCACCAGAUCAAUAUCGAGUACGAUCACGUCACGGCCAUGUGUUUCAGCUCGGAUGGACGCAGUCUCGUGGUUGCAACAGAGAACGGCAACGUCAAAGUCUACCAAAAACUUCGUCUCAAACCGAAAAUGGUGGCGGAGUUCCCAGUCUCGCACAAAACAGACGUGCACUCUGUGCUCAUGAACGAUAUCGGCAAUUGGGCAACGAUCAUCACGUGUGCGGGUGACUCGGACACGGAUGUCAAGUUCUGGAACUUGAGUGGCGAGCUGCUGCAGACAGUCAACACGAACCAGGUGGCCAACUACCACUGCGUCGGCUCCAAGGACAAUCGAUAUAUCGCUGUGGCAGCAUACACGCCGGAAGUCAAGAUCUACGAGAUUGCACGUGAGAAGACGGGCGCGUUUAAGAAGGUGAACAAGAUCAUGACGCUACAAGGACACAGAACGGGUGUGAUGGAUCUCGCCUUUGACGGCUCAGAUGCGCUUCCAGUGAACCGCGUCGUGACUAUUUCCAAGGACUCCUCUGUCCGUCUAUGGGAUAUUAACGUGCGAUACACUGUGCAAGAAGAUCCCAAGGUGCUGUCGUCAUUUAAUGCCAGCGGCGAUGAACCUUUCCAGGCUACCGACUUCGCUCCUAAGGGGAAGAUGCUGGCUAUGGUGCGAGGUAAAGACCUUGUGUUUGUUCGAACCAGCGACAACGAGGAGUUUUUCACCAUCGAGAACGCGAUCGAAGAUCAGAUCAAGCGAGCUACGUUCUCACCCGACGGAUCUGAAGUUCUUGUUCUAGGCAAGAACUGCAAACACGUCAAGAUCUACACGACGCCCGAGUUAUAGAGGUGGAUAAACACUUGAUUUCAUAGAGAUGAAGACAUGUAUUUGUCAUGGC